AUGGCAAGGGCUGAUGAUCGGCUACCGGCGGCGGUCACCGACAGCCGGCGACGAGGAGGGGGGCAGCAGACGGCGGGGAGCAACGAGCGACAAGGAAAGAGAGAGACGGCGGAAGAGGGUCAGGUGAUCAGUUGCCACAGCAUCGAGUCGUGGAGGGAGCAGAUCGCCAAGAGCAACGAACCCGACAAGCUGGUGGUUGUCGAUUUCACUGCUUUAUGGUCUGGACCAUGCCGUACGAUCGAACCAUUCCUAGCUGAGCAGGCCAAGAAAUUCCCUAAUGUUCUGUUUCUGAAAGUUGAUGUUGAUGAGCUGGAGACGGUCGCUCAAGAGUACGCCGUGGAGGCGAUGCCGACUUUCAUGUUUGUGAAGGGAGGACAGAUUGUUGACAGGGUGGAAGGAGCCCAGAAGGAUCAGCUGCAGAUGACUUUAGCUAAGCACAUGGCAACCGCUUCACCUUAAUCAUUAUAUAAAUGCUAUCGACCAAGCAACAUACAAUCUCUCUUUCUUUCUUUUAAGGAGUUGCAUGCAGUGUCCCUUUGAUGUUAUGAGAUUGGUUUGAAUCUGGUUUUCAGUAGACAUGCCUGUCUUCAUUCACUGCGUCGAAUGUCUCGCUGCACCUUACGUC
This is a messenger RNA of Eucalyptus grandis, 625 nucleotides long. RefSeq names its product thioredoxin H-type-like. Lineage: Eukaryota; Viridiplantae; Streptophyta; Magnoliopsida; Myrtales; Myrtaceae. The transcript is spliced from 4 exons. The record is from RefSeq and is a predicted model, not a curated record. Bases 1 to 459 code for a protein of 152 amino acids.